Pseudomyrmex gracilis is the source of this 1218-nucleotide messenger RNA. RefSeq lists its product as uncharacterized. The record is from RefSeq and is a predicted model, not a curated record. The coding region runs from base 1 to 1218 and encodes 405 amino acids. The transcript has a single exon. Lineage: Eukaryota; Metazoa; Arthropoda; Insecta; Hymenoptera; Formicidae.
AUGUGCAACAUUUUAAAUGUUGGGGGCGAGCCGAUCUUUGAUGAUCGCAUUGUCAAGAUUGAAACUCACACGUACAAUCCGUAUGUGAACACAACAUUUGAUCACAGUGAUGAGAUACGCAUAUCUAUACAACAGCAGGACUUGUACACUUUACCGUGUCAAAGUUUUCUUUACGUCGAAGGAAAAAUGACGUUAACGACGAAAGACGAAGAAGAAGUAUUUCUGGGUAAUAAUUGUGUGGCUUUUAUGUUUGAUGAGAUUCGUUACGAACUCAAUGGUAUGGAGAUUGAUCGGAAUAAAAACGUUGGAAUAACUAGCACGAUCAAAAACUAUAUAUCGCUAACACAUGAUAAAAGCAUGGCUAUGAAGAAUGCUGGUUGGGAUAUUAAACAACAUGUAGACGUAGAUAGUUACUUUACUUUCUGCGUACCACUCAGCAUGUUAUUAGGAUUUUGUGACGACUACAAACGUACGGUUAUCAAUGCACGUCAUGAACUAAUUUUAAUACGAUCGCGCAACGACAAAAACUGCAUAACAGCAAUCUCUCAAGUAGAUCGUGAGGCAUUGAAUAGAAACAUUGAAUUAUUCAAAGUGCAAUGGCGAAUGCCACAAGUAGUAUUGAACGAUGUCACGAAGCUCUCACUACUACAAACUCUGGAAAGCGGGCGGUAUUUGACCAUGAGUUUCCGUUCAUGGGAUCUCUAUGAGUUUCCAUUAUUACAAAGCACUACUAAACAUUCGUGGGCCGUAAAAACGGCGACACAACCUGAGAAACCGAGAUACGUCAUAUUUGCGCUACAGACUGCUCAAAGAAACGAUAUGUCAGCAGAUGUCACGCGAUUCGAUCACUGUCAGUUGACCAACGUAAAACUUUAUCUCAACUCUGAAUUCUAUCCUUAUGACGACUUGCAUUUAGAUUUUGAUAGAAANAAAUAUGCCNUUCUGUACNAUAUGUACACAAAUUUCCGUAAAACGUACUACGGAUGUGGUGUUGUCGUACCAUUUCUCACGAUUUACAAUUUUCUGCAUUGUGGUCCUUUAGUGGUCAUUGAUUGCUCGCGUCAAAACGAGGCUAUAAAAAGUGCAACCGUCAAUGUGCGGAUUGAAUUCGAUUGCAAAGACAAUAUACCGGCAAAUACUACAGCCUAUUGCCUCAUUUUGCACGAUCGUAUGGUUGAAUACAAUCCGUUAACCAACGUAGUNCGCAAAAUUACAUAA